Eucalyptus grandis is the source of this 651-nucleotide messenger RNA. RefSeq names its product transcription repressor OFP8. Bases 1 to 651 code for a protein of 216 amino acids. The record is from RefSeq and is a predicted model, not a curated record. The transcript is spliced from 2 exons. Lineage: Eukaryota; Viridiplantae; Streptophyta; Magnoliopsida; Myrtales; Myrtaceae. Gene Ontology annotation, biological process: negative regulation of DNA-templated transcription.
AUGAAUUUGCGAGCGAAGAAGCUGCGCUUCUCGCGCAUCUUCCGCCCCUCCUUCGCCGCCUCCUGCAGCUCCCAGACCAUCGACCAAGGACGACGACUACCUCGGCCGCCGGUGCCCUCCUUCGUCCCCCGUCACUCCCUUUAUGAGAAGACUACCCCGGCCGCCGGUGCCCACCGAGAAGACCAACACCGAGAAGAAGGCGGCGCCGCGGCGACGGAGGAGGGGGAGAAAGAGAAGUGCCCCUACAGCUCGUCGACCACGUCGCAGGAUGACUGGUUCAGCAGCGACGACGAGAGCGACGUUCGCCUCUCCUCCUCCCGCUCCCUCUCGCCGGACUCGUCGGAGACCCGCCGCAGGCGCCGGCGCCGGAGGAGGAGCGGCGCGGCCGGAGUCGGGGUGCUGCCGCUGGCCGACGAAGGCGGCCGCGGGGAGAUCGAGGACAGCUUCGCGGUGGUGAAGCGGUCGAGCGACCCGCGGGCGGACUUCCGGCGGUCGAUGGUGGAGAUGAUAGUGGAGAAGGAGAUGUUCGGGGCGGAGGAGCUGCAAAAGCUGCUCGAGUGCUUCCUGGCGCUGAACUCGCACCACCACCACGGGGUGAUCCUGCAGGUGUUCGCCGAGAUUUGGGAGGCGCUGUUCUCGAGCCAGUCGUGA